AGGCGCUUUGGGGGGCGGGCGCGCGGGCGGCGGCCGGGGCCAUGGCCGAGGGCGGCGGGGGCGCGCGGAGGAGGGCGCCGGCGCUGCUCGAGGCGGCCCGCGCGCGCUAUGAGAGCCUGCACAUCUCGGACGACGUAUUCGGCGAGUCCGGCCCGGACAGCGGCGGGAACCCCUUCUACAGCACGUCCGCCGCCUCGCGCUCCUCCUCGGCCGCCUCCUCGGACGACGAACACGAGCGCCCCGGACCCCCGCCGCCUCCAGGCGCCCCCGAAGGGCAGGAGUCCGACGAGGACGAGGCCAGCGCGGGUUGGAGUGCCAAGCUGCGGGACCGCCCGCCCCCGCGCUUCGAGGACACCGGGGGUCCCACCCGAAAGAUGCCGCCCGGCGCCAGCGCCAUGGACUUCUUCCAGCUCUUCGUCCCGGAUAAUGUGCUCAAGAACAUGGUGGUGCAGACAAACAUGUACGCCAAGAAGUUCCAGGAGCGCUUCGGCAGCGACGGCUCCUGGGCCGAGGUGACGCUGCCGGAGAUGAAGGCGUUCCUGGGCUACAUGAUCUCCACCAGCAUUUCCCACUGCGAGUCGGUCCUGAGCAUCUGGAGCGGCGGCUUCUACAGCAACCGGAGCCUCGCCCUGGUCAUGAGCCAGGCCCGCUUCGAGAAGAUUCUCAAGUACUUCCACGUGGUGGCCUUCCGCUCCAGCCAGACCACGCACGGCCUCUACAAGGUCCAGCCCUUCCUCGACUCCCUGCAGAACAGCUUUGACUCUGCCUUCAGGCCUUCCCAAACCCAGGUGCUACAUGAACCCCUGAUUGAUGAAGACCCUGUGUUCAUUGCCACGUGCACGGAGCGGGAACUCCGAAAGAGGAAAAAGCGGAAAUUCAGCCUCUGGGUCCGGCAGUGCUCUUCCACUGGCUUCAUUAUCCAGAUCUACGUGCACCUGAAGGACGGCGGGGGCCCCGACGGGCUGGACGCACUGAAGAACAAGCCACAGCUGCACAGCGCGGUGGCCCGGAGCCUGUGCCGGAACGCCGCAGGCAAGAACUACAUUAUCUUCACGGGGCCCAGCAUCACCAGCCUGACCUUGUUCGAGGAGCUGGAAAAGCAAGAGAUCUACUGCUGCGGCUUGCUCAGCUCCAGGAAGAGCGACUGCACCGGCCUGCCACUGUCCAUGCUGACCAACCCGGCCACGCCCCCGGCCCGGGGCCAGCACCGCAUUAAGAUGAAGGGCAACAUGUCUCUGAUCUGCUGGUACAACAAAGGGCACUUCCGCUUCCUGACCAAUGCCUACUCGCCCCUGCAACAAGGGGUGAUCAUCAGGAGGAAGAGUGGGGGGAUCCCCUGUCCCUUGGCCGUGGAGGCGUUUGCUGCUCACCUUAGCUACAUCUGCAGAUAUGAUGACAAGUACAGCAAGUAUUUCAUCUCUCAUAAACCGAACAAGACCUGGCAGCAGGUGUUCUGGUUCGCCGUCAGCAUCGCCGUAAACAAUGCCUACAUCCUCUACAAGAUGUCUGAUGCCUACCACGUGAAGAGGUACAGCCGGGCUCAGUUUGGCGAGAGACUGGUGAGGGAGCUGCUGGGCCUGGAGGAGGCCUCCCCCGCCCACUGAUGCCUCCGCGGCCAGGCUUAAGGGAGGACCGGGGCCGGGAACCUGGAGGAGGGAGAGAGCCUGCCGUUGUGACCUGCCCAGCCAGAGCCCUGGGGCGCCCCUGGGGUGUUAGGCCCGGCCCACUGGGGAGCCCCGGGCCUCCGCAGGGCCCAAGGUGGGCCUGGUCAGACGAUGGCUGCUGUCCCGGUUCCCCUUCAAAGAAGAGCACGUCCUCCCUCCAGAAGCCGCCACCCACCCAGGGCCAGGGCGGCACUCAGACUCUACACGUGGGCCGGGCGCUGUCAGUGGCCUUUGCCCAGCGGGGCGCCACACCCCUGUGACCCCCGUGGAGCUCACCUCAGAACGGGGGACCUGGGAAGGCUGUUGCCACCGGAGGCACCAGGGGUGGGAGGAGCCGUAGUGUGUCCCGCUGGAAAGGCCUGCGCUGGGAGGAUGUCAAGACACAGGUGACCUGGUUCCACCUCGUGCCGCGUCCGCAGGGGACCAGAAGCAAGCCGGAGGUACUCAGGUGGCUGGGCAGGAGACCAGAGCGUUCUCCAGCACUCGCCUUGGGCAAGUCUCCUGGAACAAGAAACGCAGGGGGCCAUGAAACCCAGGGGUGGAAUGGGGGAGUGGCUGCCCAUUCUGCUGAUGAGUGAGGCGGCCCUGCUCAUUUCAUUUCUCUGAUUGGUGGCCGGGGUGGGGGGUGGGGUGGGAGGGAAAGGGAAAAUGCCAACAGAAGCGCAGUGAUGUGUGAUGCUAUUUUUUAUUUUUAAAUAUAUCUUCAGGUUAUUUUCUUACUGUUGCUUAAGAUCUUCUGUAAAAGGAAAACGUCCCCCUCCUUUUCCGCCCCCUCCCCACCCCCACCCCAGCCGUGACUCCUUGCAUGAGCACAGUUCUGGGCCCUGGGACUGUACCAGGGCGAGAGGGGGCGGCCGGCUUCCAGAACAGAUGUGGUUCCACUCCGCCGAGGAUCACGGGGGGCCUGUGGGCCUUACGCUUUGUCACAGACGUCACCAUCGGCGAAAAACCUGUUAGUGUCGCUGAAGCAAACGACAGAAGGUCUGGGGAGGACACUUGCUGCUUCUCCCCACCCCCACCACAUGCGAUGACCUGGCAGUGUCUGCCCGGGGCUGGCACACCUGAGCCACAGCAUCUGGGCCCCGUGGGAACGCAGGUCUGCGGGUCUCCUCGGGAGGCCUCGCCCGACUGGCCCACUGGCCUGCCCAUCUGCCCCCCAGACGAGAAACAGUGAUUUCCAGAAUUACACGACCCCCCUUGUACCCCAAUUUAUAUAGCCCCCUCGUUUUUUUACAAAUGCGAAAUCUCUUCUACUCAGGCUUUGGGACUUUGUUGUUUGUUCACACUCAGUUAAUUCCCAGCGUGGUUGGCAGCAUGCUCCCGACUCUGCGCCAUCCCUGUGUCCUGGGUUCCUGAGGACCCCCACACCCUGUGGUUGGAAUUCGAUGCCACGGAUUGUAGGCCCCAUUCUCAGUUGUGUUUCAGAACACCUUUACCGUGUCCUUUGAUUGGAUUGAAAGCACUUUUACCACAUGGAGAAAUAUAUUUUUAAUUUGUGACGCUUUUCUACGAGGUCCACUCUUUCUGAGUCUAAUGUGUUUCCAACACUUGGGGAGACUCUGAUGAAAGCUGAUGAAUUUUCUUUUCUGUCCAAAUAAGUAAAAGAAAAAAAUAAAAGUCUAUUUAGAUGCUGA
Molecule: messenger RNA, 3298 nt
Organism: Mustela lutreola (European mink)
Lineage: Eukaryota; Metazoa; Chordata; Mammalia; Carnivora; Mustelidae
Gene: PGBD5
Product: piggyBac transposable element derived 5
Exons: 7
Coding region: 42-1604 (520 amino acids)
Biological process (GO): non-replicative DNA transposition
Cellular component (GO): nucleus
Molecular function (GO): transposase activity
Source: RefSeq, a predicted model, not a curated record